Molecule: messenger RNA, 4997 nt
Organism: Linepithema humile (Argentine ant)
Lineage: Eukaryota; Metazoa; Arthropoda; Insecta; Hymenoptera; Formicidae
Product: myosin-1-like
Source: RefSeq, a predicted model, not a curated record
UUUGCGGUAAUCUGCUUCUGCUACAUGUGAACCUACAGUGUUAGUGUGAACAUCUCCGCAUUAGCAACUGAAUUAUAAGUGCAUCUCGAUCUUACAUUACAAGAGAUCGCAAAUGGGAAUUAUGGCAAUAGGACAAAUAAUCGUUUUAUUCGCGUUAUUUUUCGAAACAUUCUCUGCACCAAGUGGCUGCAUAGAGUCCUGUGAUUUCCAUCAAACUUCCUAUCAGAGUCGUCAUACGUCAGGCGGUCAUCAUGCAAGUUUAGUUGAAGGAAGCGCACAUCUAAAUGAUCAUGAUUACGCCAGACCAGGCAACUGGACUGAGCAUAAUCAGUACAAUACAGACAGUGGACAUGGCAAAGUUCAUGAGGAACGAGGGCAAUAUGUGGAAGGUGCGAAAAGGGUGCGGUAUUACAAGAAGAAUUUCACUUCAUCCUACGGCAAUGUCAACGAAUUGGGCAGGGAAUUAGGUGAAUUGAGCGGCCAGCGCAGAUAUGAUUCGCUACACAUUCCAAAUAAUCAGCAUUUGGAAUCUCAAGCAUACAAUCAAUUAGGACAGGCAGUCACGAAAGAAAGUGGAUACAACAGGCUGCACAGUCAACAAACGCAGUCAUUGUCGACCAGAAUCGACAGCAAGAGUGAAAGGUUGGAAGAUUUUGGAGAAUACGGUGGACACUCGCAAGUAAAUCAACACGAACUUCCCAGCAUCGAUAUUCAAACGAGCAACAGGCAGCACGUCGAAACAGUUCCUGGAAAUUGGAGCAGAGUAGACUCCUACAAGACUGACAAUGGUCAUGGACGUGUUCACGAAGAGGAAGGUCAAUACGUAACUGGACCUAAAAAGGUUCGCUACUAUAAGAAGAAUUACACCUCUAGCUACAGCACAUCCGGUGUGCCGCAAAACAGCAUCGGUUCGGCGACGUUGGACGACUUGCACGGAAAAUUGCAAAGAAACUUGCACGAACAACUCGAUAACUUCAGACGAGAAUUUCAUCAAGCUUCCAGCACAGGACACACCGCCUCCGCCACGCAUGUAGGUUCGACGGAUUUGACUCAGGAAACAGUCGGUUUUCACGAUCUCCAAACCGCCGAGAGCGACAACUACAGACAACAAUCGGAUUACCGGCGUGUCCCGUCUAGCGGAAUCACGCAUCAUUAUACCGAUCACCAAGAGAGAGAGACAUUCGUCGACACGCGCCAGCCAUCGUCGCACACAUAUCCCGCCGGGAGUACCGGAUAUGAUACACAAAGAACGUACCAGAGUCAUGAAUCCCGCGCGUCCCGAGUACAUCCUACACCUCAUUCAGGUCACUCGUUUCCUGGUUACACUCAAGUUCCGUUUACCAGAGGCGAUCAGACGAACUUGCACAACGUGCACGUAAGCGAACAUCACAUCGACGAGACGCAACGUGCGCAAGAGAUCCUGGGCGGGCAUCGGUCCAGCGUGGCGCAAAAUCAACUCGCCGAGAGCUCGCAUCGCGUGUACAAUCCGAGCUCAAGUUACAGCGCCUAUCCGGGCAGACGCGACGAAACGAGGCGCUACGAGGAGCACUGGAGUUCAUCCAGUCAUACCGGUGGAAACGUCGCUCCGGAUUUCACGCACGGUCACGCCAGUGGUCAUGCCGAUAGAGCUCAUUAUGAUCGAGAUGCGUAUAAUCAGCAACGCGGUCGUUAUCACGCCGCACAAGGAUACGAUUCUCACGCGCAUACCAGCGAGAGCAGUUACAAUACUGCGUACAGAACGAGUUCAGGACAACUCGUUACCGGAUCAUUGGACUUGGGACAAGCGGCGCGAGGCGCCGAUUGCACCGAGGAGACUCAGCAGUAUCAACAGGAAACCAGAUAUCAUAGAAAAUACAAGCGGGAUGAUCAUCACGGCAAAGUGCAGCAGCAUCAAACGAUCGAUAAUGAAGAUUUGACGCAGCAAAAUCAGGAGUUGCCGCAAACUAUUGAUGAUCAGCAACUGGAGGACUUGAUGCAGCAAAGUGAACAAUUGACGCAGCAGAUAGAAGGUCAACUUGAAUUUGGUCAGCAGACUGUCGGUGAUCAACACCAGAAAGAUUUAACGCAACAGACACAAGAAUCUGAUGAUUUCACGCAACAAACGAGUGGUAAACUUGAGUUCGGCCAGCAAACUGUUGGUGACCAGCACCUGGAAGAUUUAACGCAGCAGAAUGAACAAUUAACACAGCAGACAGAGGGUCAACUUGAAUUUGGCCAGCAUACUGUCGGUCACCUGGAGGACUUGACGCAACAAAACGAACAAUUGACGCAGCAGACAGAGGGUCAACUUGAAUUUGGCCAACAUACUGUCGGUCAUCUGGAGGACUUGACGCAACAAAGUGAACAAUUGACGCAGCAGACAGAGGGUCAACUUGAAUUUGGCCAGCAGACUGUCGGUGAUCAGCACCUGGAAGAUUUAACGCAGCAGAGUGAACAAUUAGCGCAACAGACACAAGAAUCUGAUGAUUUCACGCAACAAACGAGUGGUAAACUUGAGUUCGGCCAGCAAACUGUCGAUGGUCAGCACCUGGAAGAUUUAACGCAGCAGACACAAGACUCUGAUGAGCAAAAGCAAAUUGAACAAUUUCAGCAGCAUGAGAUGGCAGAUUCGAAUAUAGGCGAUUUCGCGCAGACAGUUGGUAAACUUGAAUAUAAGCAACAAAAUGAUGACACUCAACAAUUGGGGCAUUUGGUGCAGCAAUCUCCGCAGCAAAGAAGAAAAUCCAACGACGAUUUCACGCAACAAACUGCAACUCAACUUGAAUUCGGACAGCAAGCUAAUCAACAUUUCAAAGAUUUGACGCAACAAGAUGAACAAUUUACACAACAGACAUCUGAUGAUUCCACACAACAAAUAAAUGGCGAGCUGGAAUUAGGCCAGCAAACACAAUCGAUAAAUAAAUAUACGAAACCAAAAAGUCAACGUUUAGAGGAAUUUAAUGAGGACAAUGAAGAUUUGACUAAACAGACGACAGUAUUUAAUGAUUUUACGCAACAAACAAUGGGGCCAGGAUUCGAACAAGUGCAAUCACAUAGACCUAGUAAACCGAAAGUCGGUAAUCAGCAUUUGGAAGAUUUUACUCAACAGAAUCAAGACUUGACUCAACACGUUGGACAGUUUAACGAUUUCACACAACAAACAACAGGAAAUUUGGAAUAUGGACAGCAAAGAGAACAACAGCGGAAGCCCAACUGGCCGGAAUAUAAUACUCAAAAUUCGGAAUCUCAACAAAAUGAUUGGAAUCUUUCGCAACAAUCGUAUCAAUAUCCAUUCCAUAACAAUAACGAACAAUGGCAAUUGGGUGAAAUGUCACAGAAAACGGAUCAAGAUUUUAUGCAACAAACUGAUCACGAUCAACAACCAACGAGUGGUGUGAUAAAACCAGCACCGAAACCGAAACCAAGACAACGACUUCAGAAACAUGAUUCCAUUCCAUCAGAUGCAAGAGAUUUUGACCUUUUCAAUCCGAUUGAAGUAAAUUCAGACUCUGACAUAGACGAUUUCCAUGGAAGAAAUAUCCAAGAUAGUAGUCGCCUAACAGAUUCUAGCUCCAAUAAUCCUAGAUCAAAAAUUAUAUAUGCCCAAGGAGGCAGUGUAUUUGACAAUGAAAAAGAAAACAUGGAUCGUUUGCAUUGGGUGCAUAAAUCAAAUGAUGCGACGGUAGGCUUGCAAUGGCAUUACACUUAUCAUCCAAGUGACUUGACUAAUGUCGAAGGCUCGCAUGACAAUUAUUAUCCUCAACGUAACAUUAACUCAAAGCCUCAACAAGUAGACGAUGUACAACAACAGUCAAAAUCAUUUGACUUUAAUCAACAAGAGACACAAGAUAAGAAUACAUUUCAAUAUAUGCAUGAAAACUCACAUACUUUUCAACCAUCUGCCUCGCAAGCGCAACAUAAUAAAUACGAUCAACAGUUAGGAUCUAUUCAACAAAGUGAGUCAUCCUACUUUGACAAUCAGUUUAAUCAAGAUCCUAAAGAAGCUCCGUCAAGAGUAAUUCCACUGCAACAUAAUCAAAAUUUGCAGCACACUGCAGAGUUGGAAAAAGAAUCUAUACAAACUACGGAACAAACAGAACAUGGAAUAGAAUCGCGUAUUUUGCAAGCAUACGGUGGAGGACCAUAUGAUCCAUCGCGAAAUGAUGAUAUUUACCGCAGAGUUAGACCAAAUCCCAGUGCUACUUUGCCACCUAUAAUUGAUGAGGAUCCAUGGGACAUUAGGGAAAAACCAAAAGAAAUAAUACCUUGGACAGUGGCAAAUACAUUGCCGACAACAAGCACACCAAAAGAGGAAACUAUAACAGAAGUAAUACAAACUACAACAGAGGCAUCAUCCUUUUGGAAUAGACUUGGCCAUAAAAUAACUAACACAUAUGACAAAGCUAAAGAAAAGGCUAAAGAAAUAUUUGGUUAGGCUUUACCAUUUCCAACUUAUUUAAAAACUACUUAUUUAUGUACAGAAAAAUUUCUUAUGCAUUUAAUUUUGGUCACACAUGCUGAAUUGUAACAUUUAUUCAUGAAAAAAGCAUAUAUAUUGCAGUUAUCAAUCAAAUCAAAACAAAUAGAGUGAAAUAUAUAAUCACAAUAUCACAAGUUCAUGAAUUUAAUUAAUCUUUUGCAUUAGUAUUAUAAAACAUUGUCAUUGUAAAGCUAAGAUAACUUUCAUAAUUUUAUGUAUACAAUAAAAAUAUAUUCUUCUACAAAUAGAAGCAUCAUAUCUAUUUUUUGUAUAGAAAUAUAUUUUAGAUAUAUGAUAAAUAAAGAAGUUGAUCAAUUCGAGAAACAAUUAAUGUUAUUUGGCUAAUGUAUAAGCAAUUUGAAGAAAUUUAUCAGAGGAUUUAAACAAUUAUAUUAAUAAACAGUACAAAUAAUUUUUGCAUAUUCUUACCUCUGGCAGACUUUUAAAAAAUCUGACAAAACUUUGUUGUGUAGGAGGAUCUGAAAAAUUAUUAUAUUGUUAUAAUGAAAUAAUAAAAGUACAAGAACAGAACAAACAA